Messenger RNA from Cylindrotheca closterium, 3504 nucleotides. NCBI's taxonomy places the organism in Eukaryota, Bacillariophyta, Bacillariophyceae, Bacillariales, Bacillariaceae. The record is from the annotation of a GenBank genome assembly.
AUGGGCAAGAGCACACGAAGACAGUCUACUUCGAUGCUACCUAGCAACUUCAAUUCUGGCUUGUCCGAGCAGGAAAUCACAGACGAUGACAUUUACGCUGCCUUCGGUGUCACCGACAAUUCGGAACAAGAUCUAAGACUCGAUUCCGACACGCCAAGAACAAAACGAAACAAGAAGGUAAAGAAACGACAGAGCGCACCUGCGAGAAGACUAUCAGUGUACGACAUAUUGUAUGAAGAUGAGGAACAGUAUGAGAUUCCAGACAGUGUCUUUGACGUCGAACUAUCACCUCAAGCCAACGACAAGAAGUUGAAGAGACCCAAAAGUACGGGGAAUCCUGUUGAAGCCAAGAUCCUAUCUCUGGAUGAAGAGCCAUCGCUUUUCGAUCUACUGAUCAGUCCAAGAGAGAACAAAGACAAGUAUGGCAAGAAAAAGAAGAAGCUUAAGAGCAAGGAGCUUGUUGCCGACCUCGGAAAGGCAACAGUAGACGAGGAAGAGAGUCCCGAGUCCCCCUCCGAAGGUCUACUCGUGCUUAACGAUGUGUCUGUGGAUGCCAGGUCGAUUAGCAUGACGAAACGAAGCAAGAAAAACAAGAAGGCCAGAUCCAAUAGUCUCCUUGUCAUUGACCUUGGCAACCCCCCAAAGCCUGUAGCUGAGAGCUCCAAGAUGUUGUCGUCUUCGGACAGCCAGCUAUUUCUAAAUGACGAGUUGCUCGAAAUCAGUCCUACUAGCAAGGCGAGGCGCGGCAAGAGACCAAAGAAGGUCAAAUCCAAAAGUCUCGUUGCUGAUCUUGGCGAUUCCACGACUGAAGAGGAGAGCACCGAGUCUUCGUCUUGUGACUACUUACCCGGACCAAGUGAUGAGCCUCUUCGGGUUAGAUCUCGCAGCGUGACCAAGCGCGACAAGAGAACUAAGAAGGUUAGAUCCAAAAGUCUUGCCGUUGACCUUGGCGAACCCCCGAUGAGUGUAACUGAGAGUCUGAACCUGCUGUCUGCUUCUGACAGCCAACUCUUUCUAAGCGACGAGUCCCUUGAAAUCAGCCCAAGUAGCACAACAAAAGGCAACAAGAAGGGCAGAAAGAUUAGAUCAAAAAGUUACCAUAUGGACCUUGGCAAUCUCACCGCAGAAGGAGAGGAGAGUUCGGAGUUAUUGUGCGCUUCCGACUGUGUAAUCCCCCUAAACGAUGAGCUUCUUGAAAUCAAGCCUAGCAUCAUGACCAUGCGCGAUAAGAAGAAUCAAAAAGUCAAAUCAAAAAGUUUCAUGAUGGACCUUGGUGAGUCCGAUCUCAAGGCCAAGAAGAGAUCCAAAUCCAGGCGUAAAGAAUGUGCCAAAUAUAGAUCAGAUCGAGAUGGAGUGGAUCAAGAAAUCUUGCCUCGUCGUCGAUGUCGAUCGCAUUCACCGCAUCCGCGGCGGAGUCUGAUCCAAUGGGGGGAGCACCAACUUCACACUAUUGCCGAGUCUUCUGAGUCUGAGGAAUCAGACGAUGAUCGUUGGUCGAGCCACAGCAAUUGUGAUUCCCCACCCCAUGCCCCUCGAAAACGAAGAAAGCGACACAAGUCUUGCUCGCCACCACUGGCACGAUCUCCCAACAGACUUUGGCUAGAAUCUUUCGAUGCCACUCUUGACGAAAGUGGGAAAAGCGAAAACAAAGCCAAGAAAAGGAAAAAUCACAAGUCGAAGGAGAAAUCAAUCGAAAAGCCCAUCGAAAAGAAUGAGAAGCCCAGUCCAAGGCUACCAGUUGAUUCAGAGACGCCUCCUACUGCAGAUGAAACUCGGAAAUCUAAUUCAAAGCAGUCAGCCAAACCGAUUAAAAGUUCCAAGGAGAGCAAGAAAGAGAGUACGAAACGAGACAAGCGCAAGUCGAAGAGAAAAGAGUCAAACAGGAUGUCAACUACUUCGUUGGAUUCAUCUGUCGACGAUUCGCUCGAGAGUUCAAUUGAUUCCAUAGCGAGUUCCAAGGGCAGCAAGACCGAGAAAAAGAAGAGCAAGUCAAGCAGAAAUUCCAAGUUGUCGUCUCUAAAUGAUUCGAUGGAAUUCACAGAAGCAAUGGCAGCAGCUGAAGAAGAAUUAAUGCGAGCGACGGAAGAAGCUAGGCAAAAGACGGGCCAAGAAAUUGCGAAACUUCGAGCUGGGGAAGAAGCCCGGAAGAGAGCGGAACAAGAAGCUGCAGCAGCCAAACUACGACUUCAGGUGGCCGAAGUUCGACGCAAGGUCGACGAAGAGGAGUGCCAAAAAGCAAAGAAAGAAGCACAGAAGCAGGCUGAGAAAGACGCAAUGAUUAGAGCUCAAGAGGAAGAAAGACGAAAUGCCGAGAGGGAAGAAGAGCGUCAACGGCUCAGAGCAGGGCAAGAGCGAUUGCAACAAGAAAGGGAUGAACUCGAACGUCUGAGAAAAGAAGAAAAAGCCAGAUUGGAGAAGGAACGAGUCGAGCUACAGUGCCAAAAGGAAGAAGAGGCACAACGAUUGGCCAUGGAAAGGGCUGACCUGGAGCGUCAUAGAUACGAAGAAGAAGAACGACUGCACCAAGAGAAAGUCGAACACGAGCGCCAACUGCGCGACGAGAAGGCUCGAAUCAAGGCAAGGCAAGAGGCUGAGAAAGCAAGGCUCAAGGCUGAGAAACAGGAGCGCGAACGCUUAAUCAAGGAAGACAAACUGAGGCUCAAGGCUGUGAAAGACGAACGAGAUCGUGCUGCACAGGAGAAAAAGUCAAGAAUCAAGGCCGAAAAGGAUGCAGAAUUCGCGAGAAUCAAAUCCAAGAAGGACGCCGAGAAGGCUCGAAUCAAGGCAGAGAAAGAAGCUGAAAUGGCAACGAUGAAACGGGAGAAGAUGGAAAAAGAAAGGAUUGCAGAGGAAGACAAAGUUCGAAUCAAGGCGGAGAAGGAUGCUGAAAUGCGACGUCAGAUGGAGCUGUCUGAGCGAAAAGCUGCAAACGAAAAGCCUCAAAAAGGACUGGCAAAACCUGAUCUAGUGGGACGAAAUUAUUCCAUCGACAGUUUGUUCCAAGGUUCUAUCGAUAACUCUCUCCACGCAGAAGCAGAGGCGCAGCGUAUGAUAAAAGACCGGGAGCGUUUGAAGCAGGAAAUCGCCAACCUCGAGCGCCAAAAGAAGGCGGCGGCAGCGCGGUUAGAACGAAGAGCCCAAGCAAUGAAAAAUGCGUUAAAGGCGGCUGAGGCAAAGACAAAUGCUGCAGAACUGGACUUAGAAAUUCACAGCACUCAAGAGAGGCCAGAAGAGGAGGAGGCUGCUCGCUUGGAGCUCAACGUGGACGACGAGCGAAGAGAACGGGCUCCAUCUCCGGUGACUGGAGAGGAAGAAAAAGAACUAUCUAGGAAAGAAUCAUCGGCACGAAAGCAAGAAAAGGGAAGGAGAAUGGAAGAAAAGGCGGCAGACGACUACCGCCUUGGCAAACUAGACGGGCGUCGCUCACUCACAAAAAACGAUCGAACAUUCAAUUCUGGUUGGAACAAAAUUGUUGUGUCAACCAAAAAGAAAUUCACUCACUAA